Messenger RNA from Staurois parvus, 497 nucleotides. The record is from the annotation of a GenBank genome assembly. Lineage: Eukaryota; Metazoa; Chordata; Amphibia; Anura; Ranidae.
UUGGAUCGUCUGACUGGACAGCGGGCAUCGGGUCACCAGGUAUGACCGCGGGCUCUGGGUCAGACAUUGGAUCGUCUGACUGGACAGCGGGCAUCGGGUCACCAGGCAUCAGGUCAUUUGGCUCGACAGCGGGCACCGCGUCAUCUGGCAAGGCAGUGGGCUCCGAGUCAACAGGCACGACAGUGGGCACCGGGUCAGCGGGCACCGGGGUCACCAGGCAUUGGAUCGUCUGGCUCGACAGCGGGGCAUCGGGUCACCAGGCAUCAGGUCAUUUGGCUCGCCAGCGGGCACCGCGUCAUCUGGCAAGGCAGUGGGCACCGAGUCACCAGGUACGACAGCGGGCUCUGAGUCAAUUGGCACGAUAGCGGGCACCGGAUCAGGUACCGGAUCAUCUGGAUCAACAGCGGGCAUCGAGUCAACUAGCCUAAUAGGAUCAGAGGCAUCAGGCAGAAGAGAGGGAUCAGGCAGAAGAGAGGCAUCAGGCAGAAGAGAGGCAU